GGCCAUAUAAACAGAGGGACGCACGCCCAUCCGGCUGUAGACGCCAUGAUGGAUGUGUCUGGUGUGGGUUUCCCAAGCAAGGUUCCUUGGAAGAAGAUGUCUGCAGAGGAGCUGGAGAAUCAGUACUGUCCCAGCCGAUGGGUUGUCCGACUGGGAGCAGAGGAAGCCUUGAGGACCUACUCACAGAUAGGAAUUGAAGCCACCACGAGGGCCCGGGCCACCAGGAAGAGCCUGCUGCAUGUCCCCUAUGGAGACGGCGAAGGGGAGAAAGUGGACAUUUACUUCCCCGACGAGUCAUCUGAAGCCUUGCCUUUCUUCCUGUUCUUUCACGGAGGAUACUGGCAGAGCGGAAGUAAGGAUGAGUCUGCCUUCAUGGUCGACCCGCUGACGGCACAGGGAGUGGCCGUGGUAAUAGUGGCUUACGACAUCGCCCCCAAAGGCACCCUGGACCACAUGGUAGACCAGGUGACCCGCAGCGUUGCGUUUGUCCAGAAGCGGUAUCCAAGCAACAAGGGAAUUUACCUGUGUGGACACUCAGCCGGGGCCCACCUGGCUGCCAUGAUGCUCCUGGCCGACUGGACCAAGCAUGGGGUCACGCCCAACCUCAGAGGCUUUUUCCUGGUGAGUGGGGUCUUUGACCUGGAGCCCAUCGUGUAUACUUCACAGAACGUUGCUCUCCAGCUGACCCUGGAGGACGCUCAGAGGAAUAGCCCCCAGCUGAAGGUGGCCCAGGCACAGCCGGUGGACCCCACCUGCCGUGUGCUGGUGGUCGUGGGCCAGUUCGACUCCCCCGAAUUCCACCGACAGUCCUGGGAGUUUUACCAGGUACUCCCAGCGCAGACCCUGUGUCAAGGAGAGUGGAAAGCCUCAUUUGAAGAGCUCCACGAUGUGGACCACUUUGAAAUCGUUGAGAAUCUGAUCCAGAAGGACAACGUGCUCACCCAGAUUAUCUUGAAAACAAUCUUCCAGUAGUUCUGACGGUACUUGGAGCCUGGUCCACGUGCAUCCCACCUUGGGAAGCCUCUCCAAAGAGCUUUCGGAGCUGACACUGACAGCUUCAGUUUCCCCCAGCACCCAGGAGAGCCUUGCUGUGUCUGUCUGCCCGGCAAGAGUCCAUUCUCACUGCCGGGACACUCAUGAAAAUCUCCAGGUCCUCCCUCUUCCCAGCCUGGAUGGAGCUCCAGGGCUGGGGAACGUCCGCAAGUCAAUGCUCGGAGAUGCCCGGAGCUGCCUCUUAGACUCGUCUGGCCCCUCUACCUGCUGACAGAGCAUGACAAAGAUGACGCUCAAAAGUAAUGCCAUUACUUUUAGAGGUAAUGGCAUUACUUCUUUUUUUUUUUUUUUGAGAUGGAGUCUUACUCUGUCACCCAGGCUGGAGUGCAGUGGCGUGAUCUUGGCUCACUGCAACCUCCACCUCCCGGGUUCAAGCAAUUCUCCUGCCUCAGCCUCCUGAGCAGCUGGGACUACAGGCGCCUGCCAUCAUGCCGGGCUAAUUUUUGUAUUUUUAGUAGAGACGGGGUUUCAACAUAUUGGCCAGGCUGGUCUCAAACUCCUAACCUUGUGAUUCGCCCGCCUUGGCCUCCCAAAGUGCUGGGAUUCCAGGCGUGAGCCACUGCGCCCGGCCAGAAUGGCAUUAUAUUUAAAUGGUUCAUAAAGAAGCACAAAAGAAUAUUAUUUCAUAACAUGUAAAAAUUAUAUAAAACGUAAAUUUCCAUGUUGAUAAAUAAAGUUGUAUUGGAACACGG
Molecule: messenger RNA, 1745 nt
Organism: Pan troglodytes (chimpanzee)
Lineage: Eukaryota; Metazoa; Chordata; Mammalia; Primates; Hominidae
Gene: AFMID
Product: arylformamidase
Exons: 11
Coding region: 46-972 (308 amino acids)
Molecular function (GO): arylformamidase activity
Source: RefSeq, a predicted model, not a curated record